Messenger RNA from Mycotypha africana, 2541 nucleotides. RefSeq names its product actin interacting protein 3-domain-containing protein. Gene Ontology annotation, cellular component: cytoplasm; cell tip. The annotation marks the transcript as partial. NCBI's taxonomy places the organism in Eukaryota, Fungi, Mucoromycota, Mucoromycetes, Mucorales, Mycotyphaceae. Gene Ontology annotation, biological process: establishment of cell polarity. The record is from RefSeq and is a predicted model, not a curated record. Gene Ontology annotation, molecular function: cytoskeletal regulatory protein binding. The transcript has 6 exons.
UCUGGAGAAAUAGAACAAGUCGUUACCAAACUAUUGCGCACGACAAAGUCAUUACUGGAAGCUUUAACACAAUGGUCUGUUAUGCGCACUUCAAAAAAUGAAGUGCUUGAACUUCACGAUACCUUAGAAAAGCAGUUUUAUCUUGUUUCUCAAGCCUUUGAGGAAGCGGGAGUGGGAAUGAGCGAUCUGCAGUGGAUCCCGCGACAGCUAAAAGAAUCCGUUUCAGUAGCUAUGUUGGAUAUACCUUCACCUCACGCUUUAGACCAAUAUUUACCCAGAAUUAGAGAAGUCAUUGUACAUUUAUUGCAUGGUUUGAAGGGUAAACAAGCCAUGCUGAGAGAGAGGGAACGAGAGUCACGUGGAUCAAUUCGCUCAACUUCGUCAACAAGUGAUUCUUGGAAUAGAGAGGUGCCUUUAGCUGCCUUAAAUAGAGGUAGUGGAUCACAACGUAUUAUGAUGCAGCAGCAACAACAGCAAGGAUCGGUUACUUCACCUACCCUACCCCCUUCCUCGCCCUCUUCUACUGCCGCAAUUACCCAUAUUUCACCUCGCGGUAGCAGCAGCACUGAUUAUGAGCCAUGGUCAGGUGGUAUGCCUCGCCCUUCUUUGCCUACAAAUGACCUAUCUUCUAGAAUUAUGCCGCCAAGAAUGGGAUCUACGCAUCAUAUGCAAUCUACUCCAGCCCCUCGACGAUCGAACUCAUCUAGUAGAAGUUCUAAUGUUCAGCAGCAAAUUACAAUGCCAGCUCCGCCAAUACCUCCUCCACCAGCCCAAAACUCAUCAAUGCCGCAACAACAGCAACAAUCGUUCGAUGAAAACGAUCCAAACACAGCGAUCGCUUUAGCAGCAUUAAAAAGGCAAGAGAACCUGGCCCGCAGAUCUUCCGUUCGUAGAGCUUCAAUGUAUCGAGGCGAUUACAGUGGGGGGAUUGUGCCGCCUGUACCAUCUUUACCCGCCCAUCAUCAGCUACCUCUAAAAAAUGUAGAUUAUACAAUUGCAGAAUCUUCAGAAGAAGUUGAAGGAGAAAAUCUUGACAAUGUUAACAAGACUUUAACUCUUUUUCUUCAACUUGGUAAACAAGUACAGAAGGUCAAAUAUGGCGGCGAGAUUAGUAUUCCUGCUUUGAACAUGUUAUUUUUAGAGAAAUUCAGCUAUUCAAUCCGACAAGAUGACUUCCCAAAAAUCUAUAUAAAUGAUCCAGCAGUAGGAAUUGCUUAUGAGUUAGAAGACAUAACUGAAGUCAAAGACAAAUCUGUUUUGUCACUCAAUAUAGAUGGUAUGAUUGAGCAGAAAGAAGCAAAGAAAGAUUGGUUAGCAGAAAUCACUAGCUUUUUCAACAAGGAAAUUAUGGAAACCCGGCAAAUAUUCAAAGAGCAAUUAGACGAGCUGAAGAAAGAAAUGACGGAAACAGCUACGAAAUCUCAGCUAUUUAGAGAAGAGAAAGAAAAGGAAUUUUUGGAGCAUAUCGCAAUUCAUGUUUCUAAUUUGCAACAGCAGAAACACUCAACAACGGAUGAUAACGAAGUAUCAGCGAGGGUGUCUAUUUCCAAAAAUCAGUUCGAGGCUCAACGCGCCGAGAUCGACACCCUCCGCCGUGAGAUCAUCGUUCUUCGCCAGCUCGAUAGAGAAAUACGCGAAGAAACUUCCACAAUUAUCAGCCAACUAAAAGAAAAGACUGCUGCUAUCGAACAAGAAACAAAGGCUGGUGAAAUUCAACAACCAACACAAGCAUCCGUGGCACGUGCUCACUUGGAGAAGGGUAAAAAGAACCUCCUAGACAAAUCUGAUAAAGUCACUAGUCGCUUAGAAGAAUUGCAAGAUACCAUUGAUCAGCUCAAGUUAGAUGUUACACAGCGUAAAUGUCGACCUUCCGAGGCCCAAAUGACUCAUUGUGCCAAUGAACGCAAAGCUCUUACUGAAGAAAUUGAGGAGUUUGGCAAAUUGAUUGCUCAAAUUAGACCUCGUUGGAAAAAGACCUGGGAACAUGAACUGCAAACUAUUGUCAACGAACAACAAAUUCUUAAGGAUCAGGAAUAUCUUCUGUCAGAUAUGAAGGAUGAUUUAGAAGCGCUACUGGAAGUGUUUGAGCAAUUGGAAAAAAUUUAUGUGUAUCAGGCAAAUGCAAAACCUAAACCUCGUGAGUUCAGGGUAGCGCCUCCUGAAGAAGGCUAUGAAGGUAUGGCGAGUGUAAUGAAGCAAGUCUCGACGAUCGAUGUUGAUCAUGAACGUCGUUUGAAAGCAUUGGAGCAGGCUGAUAAAAUGAGACAACGAGAAUUGGCCAAUCGUAUCGAUGAUUUUGAAAAGGAAUUGAUAGGAUUUGUAGAGACGAAGAAGUUGAAAAAGACAGGCGGUGCCUUAGAAAUUGAUAGAAUACGUAAGCAGAAAGACGAGGAAAACCUAAAAGCUAUGUAUGCUGACAAAAAAGAAACAGCGGGAAACCCGCCACCAUUGACGGCAACCAAUACUGAAUCAGCAGUUUCAGAUACGGCUAAAACCAAUGAAGAGCAACCACAACAGGAAGAACAAGAAGAGGCAGUGUAA